This is a messenger RNA of Guyanagaster necrorhizus, 588 nucleotides long. RefSeq lists its product as uncharacterized. The transcript is spliced from 2 exons. The record is from RefSeq and is a predicted model, not a curated record. The coding region runs from base 256 to 432 and encodes 58 amino acids. Lineage: Eukaryota; Fungi; Basidiomycota; Agaricomycetes; Agaricales; Physalacriaceae.
CAAAAGUCAUAGCCGGUUUGGUGAAAGGUCGGGUAAAACGGGCCAAAGGGGCAGACUUAGACCGCUAUGGGAGCAGAGUGUCGCGUAUCGAGAGGCAGAUUCUAUUGUUGGAGGAUAUCCUCCAGCCGUUCCUACCUGUAUGCUUCAGUCGCUUCACCCACGUUGUGCCCGACUGAGAUACUCACAUAUAUUCUUCUGUCAAUAUCCAUCAAGUCUAUCGCUUCAUCGUCAGAUGAGGAGGGGGAGACGACAUCUAUGUCCGUGUAUUACCCACACUUGGAGCGGACACGGAGGUGGUGGGAGAAGAGGUCACAAGCUCGGAUGGACACAGUAACGGAGAUGUCGUCGCCGCCGUCGCCGGAUGCUAAUUACACAUUUAACGUUUCGACUUCUCCUUUACGGGUGAGGAAGAAUUCUCUAACCGCUUCGUAACGUUUCAAUGGACUCUCACUUGUAUACUCUAUGAAGAGCGACGUAAGUAUUUGGACGACGGCCGUGCAUAUUUAUGUAUAACUUAUUCUAUAGGACUUCAUUCGUUUUAGGUUCAUACUAUUGACAUUGUAUCCCCAUAACUGUACAUUAUGGAAG